This is a messenger RNA of Hyposmocoma kahamanoa, 1715 nucleotides long. RefSeq names its product glyoxylate reductase/hydroxypyruvate reductase. The transcript has 3 exons. Gene Ontology annotation, molecular function: hydroxypyruvate reductase (NADH) activity; NAD binding; glyoxylate reductase (NADPH) activity. NCBI's taxonomy places the organism in Eukaryota, Metazoa, Arthropoda, Insecta, Lepidoptera, Cosmopterigidae. The record is from RefSeq and is a predicted model, not a curated record. Gene Ontology annotation, cellular component: cytosol. Bases 311 to 1360 code for a protein of 349 amino acids.
CUUUAUGACUCAAUUUGCUUUGAUAAUUAAAAUUCAAAUAUAACAAUCCAGUUAAUCUCCUGGAAGACAUUAUGAGUGGUUUAUCAUUUUUUAAGUCAACAAAAGGCAAAGUUGUUCUCGCCACGGUAGCCGCUUUACAUUUGACGAUAUAUUUCGCUAAGCCUUCGAUUUUCAAGGGCGACGUUGAAAACACAUCAAAUGCGACGCCUCCUAAGUAUUUGCCAGAGAACUGAUUGACCUUUUUGUCAUUGAAAAGAAAUCCGGGAAGUUAAAUAGCUACUAUUGUUUGUUGACGCUUGUUUCGUGACUGAUGAUUUAUAAAGAUAGUGCUCUUGUAGUCAGUUUAGUUCGUCGUCGUAUGUUCGACAACGUGGUCAACAUGAGCAGCAGUGCAGCGAGAUCUCGAGUAUACAUCACUCGCUCUGAUAUGCCAGAGUGCGGUGUCAAUCUUUUGAAGAAGGAGUGUGAUGUUAAGGUUUGGGACAAGGCAACACCCAUACCUCAUGCAGAACUCCUUAAAGCUGUUGUUGGUGUCAACGGCAUUUACUGUUCCCUUAGUGACAAAAUUGACAAGGAAGUCCUGGAUGCAGCAGGACCAGAUCUUAAAGUGAUUGGGACCAUAUCUGUGGGCUACGAUCAUAUUGAUGUGCAAGAAUGCACAAAAAGGAGAAUCCGGAUUGGAUACACUCCUGAUGUUUUAACUGCAGCCACUGCAGAACUAACGGUGGCCCUUUUAUUAUGCACCUCACGACGCCUUCCGGAAGCUAUGCAUGAAGCCAGGACAGGCGGCUGGGUAUCCUGGGCCCCAACCUGGAUGACAGGACCUGGACUAGCAGAUGCAACUGUUGGCAUUGUUGGGUUCGGCAGAAUUGGCCAGGCUGUAGCACGAAGAGUCAAAGCUUUUGAUACUGCUCGAAUAUUAUACAAUAACCGCAGUGAAAAACCAGAAGCUAAGGAAACUGGAGCAGUCAAAGUGUCUUUCGACGAACUUUUAGCGCAGAGUGACUUUGUAAUUUGCUGUGCUGCUUUAGUCCCAGAAACGAAAGAGCUUUUCAACAAACAAGCAUUUGAGAAAAUGAAACGUACAGCUAUUUUCAUUAACACCAGUCGUGGAGGAACAGUUGAUCAGAAUGCUUUGAUAGAAGCAUUGCAAAAUAACACUAUCAGAGCAGCUGGUUUGGAUGUUACAACUCCAGAACCUCUGCCUUUGGACAGCCCAUUGUUCAAGCUGAAAAAUUGUAUCAUCUUACCACAUAUUGGUAGUGCCACAAUAGAAGCAAGAAACCUCAUGAGUGAAUUAACUGCGAAAAAUAUAUUAGGCGCACUGAACAACAUGGAAAUGCCAGCAGAGCUAAAGUGACGCUUAUAGAAAAAGUUAGUUUUUAAGCUACAAUGUCAUUAUUUGAUUUUAAAUCAGGACUUAUUUUAAAAUAUGAUGUAUUUAAUAAAUAAUAAAAACAUGUUUUAUUUACGUCAUCUAUGUUUCGGACUUGUAGCAACGUCCAUGGCCAUUCAGUCCCUUCGAGACCCCAUGGUCUCGAAAGACUGAAUGACAAUAGACAUGUCCAUACAUUACAACGCGUCUGAAAUGUAAAGGAAAAUAAAAUGUUUAUACACAAUUAAGUCCUGAUUUAAAAUCAAAUAAUGUGUGAAAAUCAUGAAAGUUCAAAUCAAUGACAAUGUCAUUAUUUAUUGAAAUAUUAUUUAUUUUAUGA